CCCGCUGCCGCCCCGCCCCCGCCGCCACCGCCCUUUGUCCGCCGCCGCCGCGGGCCCCACUAUGGCGCCGCGGUGAUGCGCGGCGGGGCCGGCCCGGAGGCAACGGGGCCGAGGGCAACCGGGAGCCCCAUGCGGGGGCCGCUGCCAUGGGGCAGGUCCUGGGCUUCGCUCACUGCAAAGAGGCUCCAUCCACGGCCUCCACCACGCCGGACUCCACGGAGGGUGGCAACGAGGAGUCGGACUUCCCCGAGCUGCAGGCAGCACCGGAACCCCCCGAGAAGGAAGAGGAGGAUGAAGACGGGGCGGUGGGAGGGGGACCCCCCCGGGAACUCACCUUCUCCUACAUCGCCUUUAGAGCGGGGGGGGGAGCCAACGAGCCGGGACCCCGCUGUCGCCGAGACUCCCGUCGCGGACGCCCCCCCCCGCCUGAGCUCGGGGCCCCCCGGGGGGUGCCCCCGGGGGCCGGACCCCCGCUUGGCCGCUAGGGCCCCCCCCAAGCGUCCCGAGGAGCCCCCAGCCCCUCCCGAGGGGCAGCUGGAGGUGGGGGGGGCACUGCCAGAGUUGGGGGGUCCUGAGACUGAGGAGACCCCAAUGAGCCUGGCAGCAGCACCCGCGGCCCCCCCCCCCGCCCGCAGGGGGAGCCCCGCGGCCGCCCCCCCCCGUGCCCCCCCCCGGACCCCCUCCUAAUCCCGGAGCCGCCC
Molecule: messenger RNA, 701 nt
Organism: Aquila chrysaetos chrysaetos
Lineage: Eukaryota; Metazoa; Chordata; Aves; Accipitriformes; Accipitridae
Product: reticulon-2-like
Exons: 4
Coding region: 147-485 (112 amino acids)
Source: RefSeq, a predicted model, not a curated record